GAGGCGGCCCAGCGGCGAGCUGGCUUCCUCCUGGCCACUCGCAGGGGUGAGGGGAAGCCGGAGGAACCCGGGAGGAAGCCGAGAAGCGAGCGGGAGGCGGCGGCGGCGGCGGCUCCCGUCGGCCUUCGGCAAGACUGACCUUAGGGAGGCCGGAAAGCGGGCGCGCGCGGCGGAGAGGCGGGCGGGAGGCCGGUGAGACGGACGGGGAGGCGGACCGAGCCGCGGCCGAAGGAGCUUAUUGAAUGAAAAGUGCCAGAGACUGAAAAACCAAACAUGAGGGUAGCAGGUGCUGCAAAGUUGGUGGUCGCUGUGGCAGUAUUUUUACUGACAUUCUAUGUUAUUUCUCAAGUAUUCGAAAUAAAAAUGGAUGCAAGUUUAGGAAAUCUAUUUGCAAGGUCAGCAUUGGAUGCGGUUGUACGUUCUACAAAACCUCCCAGAUAUAAAUGUGGAAUCUCAAAAGCUUGCCCUGAGAAGCAUUUUGCUUUUAAAAUGGCAAGUGGAGCAGCCAAUGUGGUGGGACCCAAAAUCUGCCUAGAGGACAAUGUUUUAAUGAGUGGUGUUAAGAAUAAUGUUGGAAGAGGAAUCAAUGUUGCCUUGGUAAAUGGCAAAACGGGAGAACUAAUAGACACCAGAUAUUUUGACAUGUGGGGAGGAAAUGUGGCCCCAUUUAUUGAGUUUCUGAAGGCCAUACAAGAUGGAACAAUAGUCUUAAUGGGAACAUAUGAUGAUGGAGCAACCAAACUCAAUGAUGAGGCCCGGCGGCUGAUUGCUGAAUUGGGGAGUACAUCUAUUACUCAUCUUGGUUUCAGAGACAACUGGGUCUUCUGUGGUGGAAAAGGCAUUAAGACAAAAAGCCCUUUUGAACAGCACAUAAAGAACAAUAAGGACACAAAUAAAUACGAAGGAUGGCCUGAAGUUGUAGAAAUGGAAGGAUGCAUUCCCCAGAAGCAAGACUGACGUGGAGAAAACUGAAGGGAGCACACUUUCACUGUUAGUGGGAAAGCCCUACCAGAAAAACUACAUGUAAAUAUUUUAAGAGCAUGCAGCCAUUUCGGUGUGUGCAUGUCCAUUAUCUCUUUUGAUAUCAGGAUUAUUUAUUGCUAACGUAAAUAGCUGUCUUUGUAAAUAGUCAUCAUAAUGAGCAAAUCACUGAACCAUUUUCAAGCACAUCUCUCUAAUGGUACAAUAUUCAGACCAUGAUGCUAAUGGCAUCUUUUAAUUCUAAAAGCAUACCAAUGGCUAACUGAACAGAUAUGAAAAAUAUAUUGAUAUAUACUAGUCGCUGUGAAAAUCUAUCAUGGAACGAUAUGGAUUUUAGGGAGCAGACUUUUCUUUUACAUAUAUAUAUGUAUAUUGCCUUCUGAUGAUAGUAUCUUUUAAAUUAAAAAGAUAUUGGGCUGUAAUGUUACUUUACAGUCUGACUCCCCUGUUGUAUUUCUUUUCUUAGUCUUUCUCUUCCCUUCCCAAGAAACCUAUAAAUAAAAUAAGAAAACAUAUCAAAUACAUGAAAAGCACAACAGAAUUCUUUGUUUAAUGUACACAGUACAAAGUAAAUAUAUAAAUGUAGUGGCAUUCAGGACUGUAGCUUGAUGGAUUUUGUGUUAGCAGUGUGAAUAACUUGAUUUUGCAUAAGCUAGUCAGAGUGAGGCAGGAGGGGGCAACUCCCCAGAGCUGAGGAAUCUGGCCAGGUCCCUUCCCCAGCCUUAGUAGGUCAUUCAGGACAGCAUAUCAGUACAGUUAGAACCUUUCUGGCCUAAGUUUUCCUUAUUUAAUUGUUCUCAGCCUUGACCAAGUGGUUUGGAAAGAGGCAAACUUUAAUGUCACAAUGAUUUUAGAUUGUAAACCCAGAGAUUCUGUAUUUACUUUCAUCUGACUUCUGAUAGUAAUUUUUGCCUGAAAAGAUAACAACAUAUUUAUUUAUCAAUAAAAAAGUCCUAUUGAAGUGAUUGGGACUGAUAACAGUUAAGAAAUACUUUUAUUUGAUACACAGUGACUUCAUACCCAAUUCUACCUAAAAAUAUAAGAAAUCCAACUUUUUUGUUAGCUUCAGAUGUUCAAAAAAUGACUCAAGUUUCUUAAAAUAUUUUUAGGGCAUUAAAUAUUAUGUGUGAAAUAUCUUAAACUGGAACAUAAAAAAUGUAAUCAACAAACUGCCACUCACAGUAAAAGGCAGUACUUCAAUUUUGGAUCUAAAUUUUAGAUGUACAUAAAGAAAAACUAAAAGCAGUAUUUUUUAUUUUGCUAUAAACUGAGUUGGAAGUUAUUAAAUAUCAAUGAGUUUUGGGGUACUGUUUCUUCCCUCAAACUGAAUGUAAUUCAUGAAUCAAUGCACCUUACACAUCUAAGCAAUUUUUGUAAACUUUUCAGAUUUUUGGUGCUGAUACAGUAAAUCACUUUCAGCAUGUGUAUUUUAACAUUUCAAAUACUUUCCGUGAUUCUGUAAAUUAAAAAAAUAGCUAUUUUACAGUUCCAGGGAUUGUGAAAUAAGUGUUGCUUUUUUUUUUUAAGUAAUGAGAAUAAAUAUUCUUGGUUUUGCAUUUGUGAUUUUUUUUUUUUUGUAUUAUCUGGCAAAGUAAUAUACCUACAGAACUUCACAUUGAGGUUUUAUUGUCCUGCUUAACAUGCAAAAUUUAAGUCAUUCCUAUGGUUAAACACACUAAUAUCCUCAGGAUAUAUCUUAACACGGAUAGAAUUUAAGUAUCUAGAUGACAAGACUUCUGUUACAAGAUAAGGACUAACAUGAUCACUUUAGAGGUGUGUAAAAUGCCAAAAGAUUGGUUAUUUAAUUGCUUUCAUGCAGUUUGCUAUUGUUUCAGUUCUGUCUUGUAUGGUUUAUGUCAACAUAACUUUGAAAGCAAUAAUUUUACUGUAUUUUACUUUCAGAUAGCUUUUAAAAAUCAGCAUUGUAAAUGCAACAAUGCUCAUUUAGUGUUCAGAAUUUUCAUUAAAAUCAGAAAUUUAGCAUUGACACUUUGGUCUUUUAAAUGGUGUUUAAGGACUUAUGGAUGUGUAUUUUUUAUUUGUAAACAUAGAUACAGUCCCAAGAUAAGUUUAUUAUGAUAUGCCUGUUAAAAUACAGCAAAGACAGUAGGAAAAAAGUGUUAUCUAGGGAAUUAAAGAAAAAUUGAGCCAGAAUCUUUAUAUUCCUGACUUUGAUUAAAAUUUAUCAUUGUUCUUUCUA
This is a messenger RNA of Bubalus bubalis (water buffalo), 3181 nucleotides long. RefSeq names its product FAM3 metabolism regulating signaling molecule C (gene FAM3C). Bases 274 to 957 code for a protein of 227 amino acids. The transcript is spliced from 10 exons. NCBI's taxonomy places the organism in Eukaryota, Metazoa, Chordata, Mammalia, Artiodactyla, Bovidae. The record is from RefSeq and is a predicted model, not a curated record.